CGCUUAAGCAUAUACGAGUCGCGGUUUGUAAACCAAUACAAGUCAUUAGUUAUUGCCGAUUUAAGAUAUAUAGAUUGAUUCAUAAGUUGUGUAUGUCACCAAAUAUAUACUGCAAAUGUUCGUUUCUUAUGCCAACCGGUCGAUGUAAACAUACUAUAGAAUGUAAAAUUGGGAAUACCUUCGUUGUUCAAUAUACCACAGACAGUGGAUAAAAACAUACCACAAAUUAAACUGUCUUUUGACAAAAGGAUUAUAUUGAUAUUGGGCAUGUUAUUGAUAUAGUUUAAAUUCAAUUUUGGAAGUAAAAUCAGGUCUUAAAUAUUAUAAAGUUGCACAGACAAUCUCGAGACAUGGACUACAGCGACGUUGCACGGCUUAAAGAAUGUAUUCGAGAUGGGAGAAUUAGCGAAAUUCGAGGUCUGUUAGAAUCAACAAGUCCGAAAGAAAUCAGAGUUAUAGAGGAAAAGUUUGUACAAUAUUCAGAACAGCCAACUGACCCAGUGAACUAUGCAAUAGGCCAUGGGAAAGAGAAGGUUGCUAUUUACUUAAUAGAAAAAGGUUUUCCUAUGGACCAUGUUUACUGGGAGGAGGGAGCUGUAUGUGAUGAAUGGUGUCGUAAAGACCAUGGCCCUGACAAGUGUCCUCGGCAGUAUGACUGUGUUAAGAAUGCAGAGAAUCGAGGAAUGGAGGUACUCAAACUAAGAAUUGAUGCUAUCAGGGAAGGAAGAAGUAAACCAGGAGAGGGGAUAUCAGAACCAGUAGUUGACAAAUAUAUGCCACACACACCACCUCCAAAACAAACCAGACCUAUCUAUGAUAAGGAUGAUCAUAACAGAUUUGUACCAGAGAAGAAAGAAAAAUCACAUGCAGAUGAGGCCUUAGAACUAGUUGAAAAAUAUGGAGCAAAAUAUUUAACAAAGAAACAAGGGACACUGUUACACAAGUAUAUUGACAAGCCACGUGUGUAUAUGUAUGUUUUUGCUAAUCAUGGAGUACGUGUCAAUGUGCAGAACACAGAUGGUGAUACAGCAUUACAUCUGGCAGUAAGAAAGGGUAGAGCAGAUGUUGUAGAGGCUCUUGUACAGUGUAGCGCAGAUCUUUCUCUCAGAAACAGCAUGGGUCAGACUCCAGUGGACGAGGCAGAAGGAGCUAUCAAAGCUUUCUUGAGGAUUUUUGAGCCAGGUGUGAUAUCUGCUGUACGAAGAUCAAGCUUCAACCAAUUGUUACGCCAAUAUAAACGAAGCUGGUGUAAUGUUCUUACAAAAGUAAAGGGAGAUAAAAAUUUGCUGGAGUGGACAUUGGAGAGUACUGAUUUGUCAUAUCUUUCGCAAGCAGAAUUGAGGACAAGAUCGAAAAGUGACUUGAAAAAAAUGGCAGAUGUAGCAAAAAAUGCUUACAGAGUAUUAUCAGAAUACAGACCAACUAGUGAGCUGAUACAUGCAGUGCUAUGUGAAGAUGUGGGGUAUGCACAACGUGUGUUAUGGGCAAAUAAAGAUCUUAAAGUUAACAUCAGGUUCAGGGAUCGUAAAGGAAAGACUUUGCUGAGUCAAGCAAUUGAAACAAACAACUAUGAAAUGGUGAAACUACUAGUGGACAAUGGUGCAAAUGUUGCUCAGGUCAGAGUGAGAGAAAAUGAGCAGACUGACGUUACUGUUCCGCUGUACCAGAAAGCAUUAAGGAGAGAUUUAGAUGUGAAUAUUGUCAAACUUCUACAGACUGUGCUCACAGACAGCACGGAGCAUCAGGAGAAAGAUGUGAAUGGCAACACUCCAUUGUUGCGUGCUAUUGAGAAUGGUGUUGACACAAGAACUAUUCACUGGUUGAUCAAAGCAAGGGGAGGUUACUCACUCUUAGAUCGGAAUUGUGAUGGUUUCACACCCAGAGAAAUUGCACAUAAAAGAGGCAGAGAUAAUGUUGUGAAAAUGAUAGACAGGUACAUUGCCAAAGAACUGCCUCCAAUAAUGCUAAGAUUGUUUCCAGUGGCAUUUUAUCCCUCAGAAUUGCUCAAUAUUGUCGAUGAGGAGUAUUAUCUAGAAAUGGCAGGAGAUUCGUUAGAGCAGAAAAUGAACAAGGUUGCCGAGCAACAUCAUGUCAAAACAUGGAUUGAUGUCAAUCAAACUCAGAAUAACGCCAUAUCCUUGUUUGAAGCUGCUGCUAAUGGAGAUGUUAAAAAAGUGUACGAGUGCAGUAACGCCAACUAUCAGGACAAGAAUGGCUACACAGCAUUAACUAGAGCAGUAGUUUUUAACCAGUUUGAAACAGCUAAAGAACUGUGUACACGAAGACCUGCUCUAAGGAAAAUUGGAGACAAUUGUAAUCGUUACCCACUUCACUAUGCUUAUGCAAUGCCAAAGGAUCAGGCUGAAAAGUUUAUUAAACUGAUACUAGAUAAUGAUGCAAAUGAAAUAGAAAACAGGGUAGAUAAGGAUGGCAGGGUAGCUGCAGAGUAUGCUGAUUUGAGAGAAACUAAAGAGAUUAAACAGAUGUUAUAUGAUGCUAGAACUCUAGACUCAUUUGGAAAGAGAGGUAGACCACUGGGUCCAUGGCCUAAAAAUGCUGAACACGUUCCACCCACCGAGACUGAAGAGUGAAGAAAAAUUAGCAAAAAAUGACUGAACAUUUUACUUCUACAGAUAUAGCCAAACUGUAAACGUACUGCUGAUGGCUGUUAAAGUAUCCAUACUGUGAUCAUUGUGACAAAAAUAGAAAAUGUUGAACUAUUAUGCCUCCAGAUUUAUUUUAGGUCUUGAGAAAGUGCUUUUAUUAGUAACUGUGAGUAAAAAUGAAGAGAUUCAGUACAUUGCUACUUAUAAAAUUACUCACAUAGCCUGUAAAACAUAGAAUAUAGAAAUAUGGUAUUAAAUAAAAAUCUAGCUGUACUUUAUUUCAUAUAUAUAAAAUGUUGACAUAAAUGUUAUUUAUUUGUGAUUAACAGAAGUCGUGUAACACCCAUAUAUAUAUAUAUAUAUAUAUAUAUAUAUACCUUACUUAAUAUAUGCUGGUAUCUGUUUCUGGAGGUGUACUCGUUAAACAAGGUUUUUCCAACCACUAACGUUUUGGUUCUAAACUUUAUUUUGUUUAAUUCAAUACUAUACUGACACGCAAGCAUUAAUUGUGUAGAACUGGGUAUGUGCAGAGGUAAUAUUAUAUAGUCUUGCAGGAAAUGUAAUUGCCCAGUCAUUCUGCCCAAGUCUGUAAUGAUGUAAUUGACAGUUACUAGCUGGCUGAAUGUGUUGCAACAAAUGGAGACAUUUUAUACUCGCAUUAUUUAAAUUCAAUAACUUUUAAUAUUAAAGCACCACUGUGAUAACAUAUUAUUUAUAAAAUUAUCUAGAAUACUGUUAAUGUUUUCUUCUGUGAUAAUAUUGUACACAUUAUUUUGCAAUUGAUAAUUACAUAUUUUUCACUGUA
Messenger RNA from Mercenaria mercenaria, 3411 nucleotides. RefSeq lists its product as uncharacterized. The record is from RefSeq and is a predicted model, not a curated record. The transcript is spliced from 23 exons. Lineage: Eukaryota; Metazoa; Mollusca; Bivalvia; Venerida; Veneridae. Gene Ontology annotation, molecular function: protein binding. The coding region runs from base 351 to 2591 and encodes 746 amino acids. Gene Ontology annotation, biological process: protein localization to ciliary inversin compartment. Gene Ontology annotation, cellular component: ciliary inversin compartment.